Melampsora larici-populina 98AG31 is the source of this 666-nucleotide messenger RNA. RefSeq lists its product as uncharacterized. Bases 1 to 666 code for a protein of 221 amino acids. The transcript has 5 exons. The record is from RefSeq and is a predicted model, not a curated record. NCBI's taxonomy places the organism in Eukaryota, Fungi, Basidiomycota, Pucciniomycetes, Pucciniales, Melampsoraceae.
AUGGCCAUCCAAAAACUAGCAAUACCAGCCAAAAACCAAAUCAAUCACCCACAAGCCCAAUCUCCACCAUGGGUGAUUUGCACAUGCAGAUACCAGGCCCUGGUAGCUCGAAGCAUGACGAGAGACCAGAUCUUGUCCACCCCCAGCGCAGCUACACUGCUCCCGGGUCUUUUGGAUUUUUCUGGAAACUUACCCCCUCCAUACAGUCCAUGUCAACCUGCUCUGGCCUAUUUGUCUGCCAUGUCACCUUCACAUCUGCCUGGGAGACAUCCCCAAGUGGCAUUGCCCCAUCCAAUUCCUCCCACCUUGGCAAGUACUUUGAUCUUGUACACAACAUCCUUGGGUAAUGCUCACUUACCCAGGGCUGAAACUUCACCAUUGAAGAGGCCUGUAAGAGUCACCCCAGCCCCAACUACCACCUUGUUAUAUGGAACCUCAGUGGCUUAUUAUUAUGAUGUUUUUUUGUAUCUUUGGUCAGAAUCCCCAGUCAAAUUUGAGGAUGAAGUGGCCCCGGCCCCUGAGUCUGCGGCAUCUGCUUCAAACCUGUGUGGUCCGGACAUCAGCAACAAACAGACAUUCCAGGUUUCAAACCUUUGGCAACUUCAGGUCCCAGACUUGCCUGAUCCAAAGAAGCAAGGACCCGGAGGACACAGACUCAGCAAGUAA